This is a messenger RNA of Penicillium canariense, 3828 nucleotides long. Its product is annotated as GRAM and VASt domain-containing protein. The coding region runs from base 1 to 3828 and encodes 1275 amino acids. The record is from RefSeq and is a predicted model, not a curated record. Gene Ontology annotation, biological process: intracellular sterol transport. Lineage: Eukaryota; Fungi; Ascomycota; Eurotiomycetes; Eurotiales; Aspergillaceae. The transcript has 2 exons. Gene Ontology annotation, molecular function: sterol transfer activity; sterol binding. Gene Ontology annotation, cellular component: endoplasmic reticulum-plasma membrane contact site; cortical endoplasmic reticulum; mitochondrion.
AUGGCGGACUCCGAAUCCUCCAGUCUGAGAGGCAGUGGCAGCAGGUCGCGUCGGGCCUGGACAGUGUCAGCAGAGUCCGAACCGAUGGAUAGCUCUAGUCGGAGCAAUGGUCGCUCCUCGAUUGACUCCAAUGAACGACCCAAGACCCAGGGAGGCGAAGCUCCCGACUCCGCAAAGGCUGGCUCCAGCGGUUUCUCCAAGCUCAUCAGCUCGCGUCGGCGACGGAAGAAGAGGAACAACCAGCCGCCAGCCGAUGAGCCGCCAGUGCCAGGUAUCGUCACGGAGGAGGACCUGCAUUUAAGCCGGUCAAAUGAGUCUCACGAUGGCUAUUCGGGCGUGCCGUCAUCCAACGCUAGCUCGGCCCCGCCGGGAGGCGAGGUCAUCAAUAUUUUGACCGACGAUUCUGAGCCAGACAGGACGCCCCCGCUGACCUCUCACAACUCCCAUACGGGUUUCUAUACUUCCUCCUCCCCGCUCAUCAAAACAACCUCGGUGAAUACUACCGACAAGGAAGAGACAGAAGCAGACGUGGACUCGGCGGUCAGCGGCCCAAGCGCUACGGGGUCUGAGUCCGCUCCAAGUGAACCUCGCGAGAAUCAGCCGAGACGAGGAACGCAAUCGAGCAUGACCCUGGAUAUUCCGACAGACUCCAACAGCAAGCGACGCAGUGCUUCUCCUGCAAGGCGUCUCAAGGAUGCAUUUAGUCCGUCGGAUAAGAAGAAUGCGGAUACGAACGACGACGCUUCAUCCAAAUCGGCCAGUAGCCGAAGCGGGCGAAGUCUAUUCAGCAGUCGUCGAAGCAGUCUGUCCUCGAAACGGGCCCAGGCAACCCCAGAGGCCCCUCCACCCCUGCCUCUCCCCAUUCGCACGGAUUUGACUGAGGACAAGCCUCGUAAGCGAUCUCUGGAAGCGAGUCCAUUGCCCAACACCCCUCCGCACACCGCGAUCCCUGCGCCAGCAACCACAGUCACCCCUCCCACGCCUACAGAGCAUGUUCCGCUCAACCCUCAGAUCCUGUCAGAAACUGUAACAGACUCACCCGAGUCCAUCAAGUCCCGCAAUUCAAUGUCGGGAGCCGGCAUCACCGUGAGCUCCUCGGGUAAUAUGAUCUCACACCGGCGGGUACGGUCUGCCUCCGCAGCUCACGUUCCGAGCAAAUUGUCUACAUCCGUGACUGCAUUAAGCCCUCUGGAGGAAAAUAAGGCGCCCAAAAGUGGAUCGAGUCAGCAAAGCGGCUUCUUCUCCUCUGUGUUCUCUGUGGCCCAGAAUGCAGCAUCCUCAAUAAGUAACACGCUCAACUCCCAGCAAAAAAAUCGUAUCACCCCUCAACCUUCAACUCCUGGUCUUGACACUUCUCCGAUAGAAACAGUAUCGGAGGAGACCGAUCAAGGGUCAGAUCAAAGCAGCAAAAAUGGGGAAGGGAAACCGUCGACGAUGGAAACACUUGGGUCUGGAGAUUUGAAGUUCAGCCAUCUGGAUAUUGACGCCCCGCCAGGUGAGAUAAUUUCCACUGCCGAUGGUGUGGUUGUCACGAAACCAGUUACUCCUGUCGACAAGCGCAAGAACCCGGCUGUGUACCAGCGGGAUGAGGAAGCCGCAAAGCUCGAAGAUCAGCGGGCUGCCCGGGCUGUCAAUAUGGCCUACGAGAAGCCCGAGUCCGCUACAAUCGGAUCUCCUGGUGACAAUGUCUUGGAGCUCCAGUCUACUGUGUCUCUACCCAAGGAUGGAACAAUGACUGGAGACCACACGCCCCCUAGUGGGAGUAUUCUUGACGGAGAUAUUGGUAGUGGCAUCAAAAGGAGUGGUAGUGUGCGCAGUCGGCUUGCACGUCGUCAUCGAGGCUCUUCUGGGGCUACGACCUCGACCAUUGGCGCGAUCGGUGCCAGCGCCCUAGCCCUUGGUGUUCCUGGUGUCAAUGCCAGUGUCCCUCGCUUGACCGGCUUUGCUGUUGCAAGCAAGAAGCGCAACAGGGACUUCCACCAAUUGUUUCGAAGCGUUCCUGAGGAUGAUUACCUGAUUGAAGACUACAGCUGUGCCCUGCAACGUGAGAUCAUCCUUGCUGGCCGAAUCUACAUAUCCGAAGGUCAUAUCUGCUUCUCCAGCAACAUUCUUGGAUGGGUGACAACCCUUGUUAUCAGUUUUGAUGAGGUCGUCGCUAUCGAAAAAGAGAGCACAGCCAUGGUCUUCCCCAAUGCAAUCGCCAUCCAAACCCUGCAUGCUCGUCACACCUUUCGAAGUUUGCUCAGUCGUGAAUCGACAUAUGAUCUUAUGGUCAACAUUUGGAAGAUCAACCACCCAUCUCUCAAGAGCUCUGUCAAUGGAACUCGGGUAACAACUGGUACCGGUGACAAAACAGAGAAGGUCGGCGAAAGUGACUCAGAGAGCGAUGUCUCUGACGAGGAUGAGAUCUACGAUGAGGAUGAAGAAGGUGAUCAUGCCGAUAGCUUCUUUGAAGCUGGACCCAGUGCCAACGCAAGCGAGAAGUCGCUGCCGGGGCGGGCUGGUUUGAGCCGUCAAACCUCAGGCCUAUCGACGAACGCAAUGGCACCAGCAGCUGCGAACAGCAAUGCCGAUACUAAGAAUGGUGACAAGGCGGGAGCCCCCAAGGAAGCUGAUUUCCCUGGUCCAGCCACGCAUGCUCCCACGGAGUACACCGACCCCAAUGGACAAUACGAAAGGGUCAUAAAGGACGAGCUCAUUCCGGCGCCGCUCGGAAAAGUUUAUUCUUUGGUCUUUGGACCGGCAUCAGGAGAGUUCAUUACCAAAUUUCUCGUGGAAAAUCAGAGAUCGGGCGAACUACAGUUCGAAGCAACGGCAAAGGGCCUCACAAACGAAAGCCGCGUUCGGAAGUAUUCCUAUAUCAAGCCUUUACCCGGCUCCAUUGGUCCGAAGCAAACCAAGUGUAUCAGUACCGAGACCUUGGACUUCUUGGAUUUGGAAAAGGCUGUCCUUGUCACCUUGAGCACUCAGACUCCCGAUGUGCCUAGCGGCAAUGUUUUCGCUACCAAAACCAAGUACCUUUUCACCUGGGCUCCCGGUAACCAAACACGAUUCCUCAUGACAUGCAACAUCGAGUGGUCCGGUAAGAGUUGGUUGAAGGGCCCCAUCGAAAAAGGCGCAACCGACGGCCAGACUUCGUUCGGAACGGAACUUGUCAAGGCUCUAAAGGUUGGCGUUGUCCCUCGUGUUCGCACGAAUGGCGCUGGCAAGGCCAAGGGUCGCCGUAAGAAGGGUGAUGUCGGUGCUAAUGAUGAUGCUGCGGUCGCCUCUUUGAAGGCAGUCGUGGAUCCCACCUCAGGCCAGGCCGAGUCUUGGGGUCUGUUCGAACCAGUCCGUCCUAUACUGGAGCCAGUGACCAGCAUGCUCAAGCCUCUUUGGAGUGGAAACAUUGCUAUCCUGCUUGUUGGCAUUCUGCUUUACAUGGCAUUCUUUCGAACCCCAUCGACCUCAUCCAGGCUCGGACACGACAUUGGCUUCACCGGCCUCAGCCUUCCUCAGCGGCUCGCUGCUUACGAAGAAAUGUGGCAGCGCGAGGAAAGCGAACUCUGGAACUGGCUAGAGGAUCGAGUGGGCAUGGAUGGCAUGGCAUUCCCAGUGCUUCAUCACCGUACCUCAGAAGCCUAUGCUAGCCGCCGAUCCACCCGUGCCAGUCCAGCAGACGAGCGUGAUCUCAUUGCCCGUCUGCGUGAGGAGCAGGUUUCCGAUCGGGAUAUGGAUCAUGCGAUACGAACGACGCGCCAACGGCUUGACAUUCUCGAAGAGAUAAUGAGCAAUCGCAGGGUGGAACGGACUCCCACCGAAGAGCCUCCUGUUCGGAGCGAGCUGUGA